ACACACAACAUUAAGUGAUUUAUAUAGCGCGAUCUCUGCGCUCCGUGUUGCUGUCGGACGAACGGCGGAGUACUAGAGAAGCGUGUGCGGGGAGUAGUUGUUGUGCCGGUACUCAACUCGUUGUUGGUCACGUGGGUUGGACGAAUAUUUCGUCGAGUGUUUGUUCGGUACAUCAGGUUUUAUAUGAGUAAAAUUUAAAGUUUAUGAAUUGGUAACGCAUUGAAUUUAGUUUAAGUUGAUCAGUCACGUUUAUUUGAUUCAUAAUAAGCUAGUUUGCAUUGUUUUCUUUACAUGAAAACGCUCAAAUACAAGUCUCGGAGUGGAGUGGUUUCAAGCAACUUGGACAUGCGAAUUGUGGGAUGAUUUAAUCUUUCUCGUGACGGUACACUUAACGGACUGUAAAAUACUUGCUGGAGACUUUAAAAGUUUGGAAAACGUCUUAUCUCAAGGUUGCUUCAAAUAGAAAGGUUAAUCAGUGGAAAUCGCCGUUUCAGUGUUAUUUCAGAUUCGUCUGAUAUAAAUCAACUUUCUGUUCUGGGACCAAGUUUUGACAAAAGAUAUGACUAGUGAUCACCCGUUAAAGCCAAGAGAUGCAAGCCCACUACCACUCUCGUGCACAGAAUGAGAUCAUCACCAGGCUAUCUACUCUUCAUUUUGGAAGUGGUCCUACUCCUAGGGCUUGUUGCUAAGGAAGUUUCUGCAUCUUGGUGGUUUAUCAGCCAGCUAAACAUCCAUGCCCUGGGCGCUGGUGUGGUGUGUGACAACAUCCCCGGUCUCGUGGGCAGACAGCGCAGGCUAUGUCGUCAUCACCCUGACGUCAUGGUGCCACUGAGCGAAGGCGUACGCCUCGGAGUGGAAGAGUGCCAGUUCCAUUUCCGGAACCAGAGGUGGAACUGUAGCACGCUGGAGAGGGAUACCUCCUUGUUUGGGAAGGUCAUGCUAAGAGGCAGUCGCGAAGCUGCCUUUGUGUACAGCAUCUCUUCCGCUGGCGUGGUCCACGCCAUCACCCGUUCUUGCAGUCGUGGCCAGCUCAUGCACUGCGCCUGCGACCCCACCAAAAGAGGAUCUGGCAGAGACAAGAGAGGUGCCUUUGACUGGGGAGGAUGUUCAGAUAAUGUUCGCUACGGCAGUACUUUCUCCAGGAUGUUCAUCGACGCUAAGGAACGCAAGCAGAGAGACGGGAGGGCUAUGAUGAACUUACACAACAACAGAGCCGGCCGAAGGGCGGUGAAGAAGUUCCGCAAACUGGAGUGCAAGUGUCACGGUGUGAGUGGAUCCUGUACCAUCCGCACGUGCUGGCUGGCCAUGCAGGAGUUCCGUCUGGUGGGGCAGCACCUCAAAACACGCUACAACGGGGCCACGCAGGUCAUGAUGAAGCAAAACGGCGCAAGUCUCAUUGUGGCAGAUAAGAACCACAAGCGUCCUACGCGCUCUGACCUCGUCUACUUAGAAUCUUCACCCGACUACUGCGUUGAGAAUUCGGAAGUUGGAUCGCUCGGGACUACAGGGCGCACGUGCAACAAAUCUUCUAUGGGCACCGACGGUUGUGACAUCAUGUGUUGUGGGCGGGGCUACCACACACGCGUGGUGAAGCAACAUUACAAGUGUGAGUGCAAGUUCCACUGGUGCUGCUUUGUACACUGCAAGGAUUGUCAAAGGUGGGUGGAGCUACACACCUGCAAAGGCCCCGCCCCUCAGGGUCUCAUUGGCUCCUGAUAUUACUGUUGGGUUGGGUGGAGCUACGCACGUGUGAAGGCUCCGCCCUUUAGAUUUUCACAAGUUCUUCAUUACAAGGGCGGAAUCUCAUGCGCUUUAGAACUCCACCCUCUCUCAUCUCUGGGGGCGAUCAUAGCCUCUUGCUGUCCGGAUUGGGGCUACUCGUGAACUUAGCCCCGCCCAUCACGGCUUCACGGGCUCUUGGCUGACUUUAUUUGAACUCUUGCAAUAGCUGUUGUGGAGUAGUAUUGACACAUCAGUUGCUGUUAUAUUGUCAGUUAUAUUGACAGCUUUGUUUACUGCUUUUCAUAAAUUUGAGACGAGCUGACCACAGCCACCUGACAAUGUUCCUUUAAUGGGAGUAGAUUUUUUUUUAAAGAAAAAAAAAAAAGAAGGACGUAUGAAUUUACCGCACCUUUGGAUAAACGAUAACGGUUACAUCAUAUUUGAUUUAAUGAUUUCUAUAAAACAUUCACAAUAAAUCUUUUCUGGAUAAAAUGAUGUGGUGUGAUGCCAGUCAAUAACUGGAGUCAUUGAGACUUACACUUUCUUGAACAUGAUAAAACUGUCGAAUGGCACACUGGUCUACUUUGUCGAGUUUUGACAAAGUUGUGCCUAAUUCGUACAUGUGAAUGUUGUAGACUUUUUCGUUAACAAUCUAUCAUGACGCAUCAACUUUGAAUAGUCGGCUUUUAGAAGUGAAUAAUAAUAUCAAUUUACCAUGCAGUGUUAUGGACUUGUUUUUUUAUGAUUCACUGAACCAUGACAAGGUUUAUCUUUGGCGUUCUUUUACUUUUACAGUUUUAUUCUCUCAUAAUAAUAUACACUGUGUUCGAAUCAAUUGCUCUCUUGUGUUCUGACUGAGCCAUUGUACCAGUAACAAAUGAGCUCUAACACUGAACAAAGUAUAAGGACUAUAAUGUCGUCAAAAGACAUUAUUGUAAUAUUACAUUUGUUCGUCCCAAUUUUUUUAUAAUGUUGUUUCCAUGUUUUAUUAGAUUACAUUUCUAAAUGCAAUUUUUAGAAUAGUAAUGCUCUUUAUGUGCUGUAUUAAUUGCUGAAUAAGUUUUGUUAAACAUUUGUUCAUUCACAUUUUUAAAUUUAAAAAAAGGAGUUUCAACUGGUUUACGGUGUCUAAAGGCGUCAGGGGAACGAGGUUGGAAAACCUUUCACAACACAUAGCCUACUCCAUAACAUAACCGUGACUUGGGUGCAUCGUAACGCCAGUGGCUGUCUUAUACUAUUAUUAUGAAUUCGUCUUAACGGCUGUGUUUGGGGUCAUAUAAAUACUAUCUUUCCUUUAAGUAAGCUUAUGAAACUCAGUCUUUAACGACGCUGAUUGAAAUGAAGUGUGGACUUUGUAUUUUAUCGAAGUUAAACGUAUUGUUUUUACUCAACUACAUUUCUAAACUCACAGAAAACUACUUAAUGCCCUCAAUAGCAUUUCAAUGAUAAAUCACAUUACAACCAGCAAGUCUUAUGUCUCGACUAUAAUAAAAAUUGAUUCGCGUUAGAAUUCUGACAGAAGACGUAUUAUUAUUCUAUUCCUGUAUAGAAAUAUUCUUGUAAAAAAUCAAUUGUGAAUUUUUGUACAGCACCAAAAAGAUUCACAGCACUCAAUUAAAGUAUUGUCUUGUCUUUGUACUUUAAGGAGAGGUAAAAAUACACGCUCUGCAUGCCAAAAAGAAGAUGCGACCCCUAUAAAUACGGAUAUAACUCACUUGAGCAUAAUAAGCUCCGUCUCGCAGAAAAAGUUCACAGAGCGUCCCGCUUCUCGCACACAUUUUGUAUACGCAUAUGGCCUGCGUCACACACAGCUCACCAAUGACACUUUUUAGUGGCAAAACUUGUCAAAAGAAAUUAAUUUUACAGUGAACACAUUUUUGGUUCUCAAAACAUGCGUUCAAUGAACACAGUGUCCCGAUCAGAAAAAUUUAUUACCGACUUAAUUUAACAGUGAUAAUGUCCCAGCAGUAAAACGUUAAAAAUCUAUAGAAACCACCAUUUGUAUAAUUUAUUCAGGUGUUUUCUGGAAUACAGCUAACAAGUGUUUACAAAAAGAUUGAACUGUUAAGGCAAAUUGAUACUAGUCAUUGUGCAAAAGGUGGAGAGUCAAUGUUCGAUAGCUUAAUUUGAGAAUAAGUUGCGUGGCGCAUUUUUGACCGCACUAUAAUUAUAGCUGGUUGGGUGGCUUAGAGAAUUAGUUUUGGUUGUUUAAUUUUGAAUGUUGCUAUUUAAUUUGAAAAGCGCUGAACUUUUUGCAUGACACAAAAAAGAGCUCUGGUGAAGCUCCGUUAGUUGAUUCCCCUCCUCCCCUUGUUUUUGCUGCAAAAACGUAAAAAAGGAAAAAAGCCUGAAGACUUAGUCUCAUCUCAAGAAGUUAUUAAAAAAAGAAAAGAAAA
Messenger RNA from Aplysia californica (California sea hare), 4118 nucleotides. RefSeq names its product Wnt-2 protein precursor. NCBI's taxonomy places the organism in Eukaryota, Metazoa, Mollusca, Gastropoda, Aplysiida, Aplysiidae. Gene Ontology annotation, cellular component: extracellular region. The transcript has 6 exons. Gene Ontology annotation, molecular function: cytokine activity; frizzled binding. Bases 622 to 1716 code for a protein of 364 amino acids. The record is from RefSeq and is a predicted model, not a curated record. Gene Ontology annotation, biological process: multicellular organism development; canonical Wnt signaling pathway; neuron differentiation.